UUUUGUAUUAAUAGAAAUCAGUUGUUUACUAGUUUUUGUUUUUGUUUUAGCCUCGAAAAGAACCGUCAGUUGUGAGUUCACAACCCUAUCACUAUAAAGCACGUAUUCCGUACAUGUCAGCAGAGUCGGCCGGAGGCAUUCGGGCCAUUUCCGGAAUUGAUCUGGCAACCGUCUCCCAUGCGAUGCGUUCAAAGGGGCACUUUGUUCCAACAACACCCGCUGAUCCGCCUAAGAAGGCGUCCUUGUUUCGUCGCCUGUGCUGUCGCUCAAGACAAGCACCGAAGCCAGUAACCGUCGACGACGUAAUAGUCCGUGGAACGAUCUGCCAGGACAGCGUCGGACCGUUAUUUGUAAACAGGCAAUGCACCACUAUGGCUUAUGAAGCAUUGGCCUACCAAGCCUUACGGAGCCACCCUGAGACCUGGACGUCUACAGACAUAAACACAAUCAUCCGUCUGGGCCAUCGACAACACGCUCGUUUCAGGCUUACUGAUAAAAUAAGCAUCCAAUUGGAUGGGAAAGUGGGCACUUACCAGCUUCCUGACAAAUAUCGAGUGCGUACCAUCCCAGAAUUUUUGAGCAAUGAAACUUAUGGAAGGAAUUUAAGACCGGAAGUGACAGCAUCGCUGCUUUCCUGUGUUGACGGUUGCUUCCAAUACAAAGACCGUGAAAACGCAGAUGCGUUAUUUGAAGUGGCUCCAGAAUUUCCAACGUUCAUGGCAAAUGCGUUGGAGAUGAAUCAGCAGGAAGCCGUCCACAUGGUCCUGACAAUUGGAGAACUAUCUGUUGCAGUAUGGAGGAGGAAAGACGACAGCAGACUAUGGCUGUUUGAUAGUCAUCGUCGGGGCCCAAAGGGAGACUACCACUUCGGCCCGACGGGAACACAACAAUCUGACCAAGGUGCCGCCCUUAUUCAUUCUUUUGAGGACCUGGACUCCCUGAUGACGCACUUAAUUAAUCAACACGGAACCAACUUUCAAUACAGCGCUGCACUGCUCAGCUACGAUGUGAUAGCUAAUGAAACAGAGCUGACAAUUUCAUAUGUGCAGGAGAAAAAAACAGAAAGGGUGAAAGGGUUUCGAAAGGGAUGA
Molecule: messenger RNA, 1091 nt
Organism: Pecten maximus
Lineage: Eukaryota; Metazoa; Mollusca; Bivalvia; Pectinida; Pectinidae
Exons: 4
Coding region: 114-1091 (325 amino acids)
Source: RefSeq, a predicted model, not a curated record